CUUUGGUGCACGUAGUGUAUGUUGAGCGUGCCAUGCCCGUCCACGUCGAUGUCCCUCGUGAACUGGGGUAACUCGGCGUUGAUCUUGGCUUCGUGCUCCCGCCAAUCGUAGCCACCUGCCCAGCGCCCGACGAUCCGUUUAACAUCAGCAAGUGGAGCACCAUAUGCCCAUUGGGCGUCCUCGAGUUCGUCCGGAAACGUCGUCAGUUCGAGCUUUUUCUUGAGCAGGAUCAGUUUAUCAUCAGGGAUGGAGAUCUUGAAAGGUUGUUCGGCCAUGUAUGUGGUGAUUGUGAAGGAAAAGGUGGUUCUUCGCCAUGAUCUUCCGAUACGUCAUGCAGCGCUGCAGGAAUUCACUGUUCAUCUCUGAACCGCCGCUAUGUAUAUGUAAGGUUUCCGCUCGGCCCGAACAGUGAGGGUUAGUUCCCAAGAACGCCGCCAAUCGCCGCCUCAGGCCGCAUCAGGCCGAGUGACAUCAGCGUGACGCUUGUCAGGUGUGGUCGGCGUUAGGCGUGUGUUUUUCACCGGGAGAAACCGGGAGUAUAACUUUGUCCUCCUCCUCUGCAGCUGCAGGCACCAGGCCUGCCUCGCCUCGCCUCCGGCCUGCGAUGAAGCGACCCACCUUCUAUACAGCUCUACCGAGGGUUGGUCGCGUACGGUCCAACUCCGCGACCUCACGCACGCUUUACUCCAACCCCAACUCCAUCGCGUCAUUUUUUGACGCAUCCGCUCCCCCGCCUCCGCCCGCGAAUGCCCGACUCACCACGCACCGCGUCCCUGGAGAAGCCAGAGCCGAGCUCGAAGGUCCACAAACGAACCCGCAUCCUACCCAUGCGCCGUUGGCUCUCGCUUCCCCACACGCUCCAUCAAAUAGUCACCCACAUACCGCGCAGCGCGCCCUCUUCCUCUCGUACACACCGAACGUGACCCCGAAGCACCCUAAUGCUCAACCGUCGGGGACAGCCCGCACACAGCGGAGACGGGGCCACAAGUACACGCUGGACAUCGGGGCCUAUGGGAUCGCGAAGAAAGGUCCGUUUCCCCGGGUGCGGGGGUUGGAUGUCACAGAGAUGAACACCGACGCGCCGCUGGCUGUUCAAGUUGGAGAGGAUGCCUAUUUCGUACGAGAGAACGCGAUGGGUGUCGCCGAUGGCGUCGGUGGAUGGUCAAGGGUCAAGAGCCUUGCACCACCGACCGGCCCAAGCGCCUCCGCUCUAUUUGCGCGUCGCUUGAUGCAUUUCUGUGCUGACGAAAUCGACCACGCAACACAUGGCGCCAGAGUCCUCCACGCGGGUCCUUCGAACUGCUCGCAUUCACAACCCCGGCACUCUUCCGCUUUCUGGGAUCACUUGCCAUCGUCUACGCUCCCCUCGCACGAUUCAUAUGAUCCGUAUGUGCCAAGCUCAGUCUACGACUCGCACUCUGUUUCCCCUUCACUCUACGGAUCGGCACUAGAUGAACUGAAUCUUGAAGACUUGGAAGUUUCGCUAGAGGAGGAACUGGAGGAACUGGCCGAUGGACUGGACGUAUUGAGCAUCCUGGAGCGGGCAUAUGAACGCACAAUCCGGGCGCAUGUUGUCGAAGUGCCCGCGUCUCCCUCAUCUCCUCCGGAUCUCAGGAGAAUGGGAGCCUCACUCAAAGUUCCGCCUGUUCAAACCAAGACGGUUCCUCUUCGGGUCGGAGGCAGCACAGCCCUGGUUGCUGUGUUAGAUUAUGUUCCAAGUCCUGGAAAGGGCAAGGAACCGGAAGGUUGGGUGAAUCUAGAUUCCGUAGAAAGGGUCAAGCCGGAACCAGUGCUUGAUCUGGCAUCCGACAACGAAGGCGAGCUCCGGCCUGUCCUGAAGAUCGCGCAUUUGGGUGACUGUAUGGGUUUGCUUGUCCGAGAGGACAAGGUCGCCUGGCGGAGUGAAGAGAUGUGGUGGCGAUGGAAUACACCGGUGCAGCUCAGUGCUGCCGGAGCUUCAAAACCUGUGUCGAUACCGAACAAGGCAAGCGACCCCAGCUGGUGGAACUCCUGGUCGAGGGACGAUCAGUCAGUUGGUGCCGAAGGCGACGUCACGCCGCGAUCGGCAGCCCACACUUUCGUACUCCCGGUCCAAGCGGGAGAUAUCCUGAUCCUGGCGAGCGAUGGGCUCGGCGAUAACCUUUGGGACGAGGAUGUGUUGGACGAGGUUGCACGCGUACGCGAACUCGUGGGGCCAGUGAACCCCAAUGAAGACUCGGCCCGAUUGCGCCGACGGACGCUCGCCGGAUUGCUGGGCGAAGCCUUGUGCUCACGAGCCAGGCGGCUGGCGACCUGCAAAGAACGCGGAACAUCUUGUGCGGGGACCGAUGUGCUGCAGUCUCCGUCGCCUAUCGACGAGACACCGUUUGCCCGCAGGGCUGUCGAGGCUGGAAAGGCAUUCCAGGGCGGUAAAAACGAUGACAUAUCCGUUGUGGUGGCGAUGAUAGCAUCUGCUGGCCAUUCGUCUCUUAAUCAUGUCGACGCAGCCUGGUCAUGAAUGAUGAUGUCAUAUUUCAUUGGGCGGGCAGUGAGUUGUAUAACAGUGUAUGUAGUUGUAAAAAUACAAGUGAGAUAUAUCGAUGAUGCUGUAAUGAUAUGCCAUGUUAUGCAGUUAUCCAUAAUUCAGGUUUUCGACGGGUGGCUGCUCCCCGGCUGGUGGUCUUCUGGGCAAGCUGUUGUUUACCAACGGCGGUGGCGGCCCUGGAGGUCGGGCGGGCAAUCCAGCGGGCAGAUUCGGGGGGCGAGGCGGCUGGCUCCGUUGAUCGGGGCCGCGCCAUCCACUCGGUGGUCCCCGAACAGCCCCUUGUCCAUGUCGACCGUUUUGAUGGCGGCCUGGAGGAAUGGGUGGUUUAUACCCCAUGUGGGGCUGGUGCAUCUGUUGCUGUUGAUGGUGGUGUAGUUGCUGCUGUUGGUGCAUCUGCUGCUGCUGGUGCAUGUGCUGCUGCUGCUGCAUGUGCUGCCGGAGACCACGCUUGUCGAACUCGUGCGAAGCUUCGUACGUGGGAAGGCUGACUCGACGUUCAGCGCGGAAAGAGAGCAUUUCACACAAGAGACAUACCUUUUCGGGUCAGCGGGCAUCGGGUCAGUCCAGAAAUAGUCGUGAUCCAAAGCUUGCGCUGCCGUGAGCCGAUCGCGAGGGCUGCAGGUCAAAAGUUUGUCCAACAAAUCGCAAGUUUCAACGCCGAGACUGAGUAGCGGGUUUGAGCGAUUGAAAAAUGUCUUGAAAGCGUCGCUUACAAUUCAUAAACACUCUUCAACUUGCGCAUGCGAGUCUGGUCGAACCGUUGCUUAACGCCUUCGCAGCCCGGGAGGUGAUCGUAGUUUGGCCAAUUGUGCUGAUUGGGCGUUCCACAAAGUGUCCAGAUCUUCUCCAGCUGGUCGAGAUCGCUGGUUCCCGGGAGAAUCGGCCGUCGAACAAACAUUUCGCCGAGAACACAUCCAAUUCCCCACAUAUCAACCUCCCCACCGUAUUGCCGUGCCCCCAUCAACAAUUCGGGUGGCCGGUACCAUCGCGUCACGACACAGUUAGUGUACCUGCGCUCCUUGCCGACUCGAUUCACGUUGUCCCCAGAAUCAAAGGCGCGCGCCAGACCAAAAUCGGCAAUCAAAAGCGUCCCGGAGUUACUGAUGAGCAGAUUCGCUGCUUUCAUAUCCCGGUGGAGGAUGUGGUUCUGCAGCAAGUGGUAAAAAACAGUCGCGGUUGGGAGAGGUGUACCAACCCGAUGCAUGUACUCCGUCCCUUCUAGCAGCUGCUUCAUGUACAACUUGAUCUGACUCGGCUGGAGUUUGACGCGUUCGUUCUCGAGCAGACCUGCCAAGUCGUGGUCCAUGUAGGGGAAAACCAUGUAGACAGAGAGCGGCUCUUUCUCUGUGCUCCGAACAACAAACAUGUCCAGUAUGUUGACGAUGGCAGGGUGUUUCAAUGCUUUGAGAAUCUUGAUCUCCCGCAGAGCAGUGACUGGCAUUCCCUCCUUCUCGUUGUGCAUGAGGAUGCGCUUCAGAGCGACUAGUCGAUUACUUUGCGAGUGGAUGGCCUUGUGGACUUCACUGCACGAAUCGUCUGACUGAUGCACCAUGCAAGCCAUAAAAACGACUCACCCGAAAGUCCCUUCGCCCAACUUGGUUGUGACCUGGUAAUCUGAUUGCUUUCCACACCCUUCGAACACUCGCCCAUAGGCUUGCUUUUCAGCCUCACUAGAGCGAAGCAACGGAGGAGACUUCCGAAUGAUCGGCCGCGGAGGCUCGGGCCGCAUGUCUGGUGGCGGUACAAGGGACUGCAUGGGAGGCCGCAUUGACGGAGGAGACCGUAUAUGGAGAGGUGCUGGGGGACGAGGAGGCAACGACGCCGGCGGCGGAGGAAGACUAUGACCCAACCGAGGAUCCGGUGGCGGGGGCGGGGGUGGAGCAUCCGUAGGUUGCGGCGGUUGUAUACCCAAUGAUGGAGAAUGCGGGCGCGUUUGAGGUGACGGCGGCGCUAUUCCGUGGGAGGAAGCAGAAUGCUGGAGUCGUGACGCAGGAGAACGUGGAGAGAAAGGUGCGUGUCGCGGCGACACCGGUCGGUACGGAGGAGGAGACGUAGGUCUAUAAAAGUCUCCUCGAGAUGCCCCGUCGUAGGGGCGGUACUCGUCCCGUCUCCCUCGGGGCUCCCAAUCGCGGGGCCGGUAGCUUCUGUCUCGAUCAUGCGAGUCAUACCACCUGCGGUCGUCGUACCGCCGCGGUUCAGGUGAGCGUGGUCGGUGCCUUGGAGAUGCUGAACGUCGUGGAGAAGGGGAUCGUCGAUGGCGGCUUGGGGGUGAAUGAUAUCUACUGGAUGAAGAUGGCGCGUCUCUAUGCUCCCCGCGUCCCACUUUGCGUUGUUUGGUGUCCAUGCUUGGAUCAGUUACUUUGGGUUUCUCGGGAAGGACGGGUUUAGGUGGAAGAGAUUUCUCAAAUAUGUUCCCAGCAACAAGCGCUGCCGGGGCAUCUUUCUUCUUGAAGGGGAAUGGGAUUUUCUCUUUCAAGGUAAGUGUGGGCUGGACGACAACGACAGAGGAGGUAGAAGCUGGAUUAUCGUCCGCCACCUCCCCCUCCUCGGGAGGAGAAGAUGGGAUAUUCCUUUUGCUCGGCCGAGCGCCAUCGGGUGACCGAGAUGCUGGGCGUUUGGAGGAAGUUGACAUGGAGGCCGGGCAAACAUCACCAAACGGAAUCUAGCUAUGCUAGCGUAACGUGCGAGUAUCCGGGUCCGGGCAGAUUGUACUGAAGAAGUUCUAGGCAAUAGACGCAGGUAGGACUUUUAUGAGGACUGUUUUCGAGGACGGCGCUGCGUUGAGUUCUCGGCUGGACAUUUUCCAUGUGACUUGGCGCCCACACUGGUGAAAGCUACCAAACCAACCAUUCUUUUUCCUAUCGUAAGUAGGAUACAUUUCUAUACACUUUAGGGACAUAAUGCACGCAGGCAAGGUUCCAUCGAGUGCAAGACGUGGUCGGAGAGGAAAGAGGCAUCGGUGGCUGUGCAACAAGCCCUUGACCUGUUUGUUACUGCAGCCGAAUCCAUCCAGUUACUCUCUUACACAUUGUCAGACGCCAUGGAUUUAGGAUCUAAUUUUGCAAGCAAGCUGGAGCCUUUCAUCCUCAUGUCGAAGUCCGCCAAGGGCGCGGCUGCCGCAAAACUCGUUGGAGAUGCGACCAGUGCACCAGGCGUCUUGGUCUUCUCCGAGCUAUUGGAGCUUCCCAACAUUCAAGAGCUUGGGAAGACCGAAGCUCACUCCAAGUCACUCGCCCUGUUGGAACUGUUUGCCUAUGGCACCUAUGAGACCUACAUGCUUAACAAGGACACUUAUCCAGCUCUGAAUGCUGCCCAAACUACAAAGCUCAAGCAUCUGUCGAUUGUCACAUUGGCGGCCGAACGUCGCAUCUUGCCGUAUAACGAUCUCCUCCGUGCCCUCGACAUGCCCAAUGUACGGGAGCUCGAAGACUUGAUCAUUGAUGCCAUUUAUCUCGAUAUCCUCCGCGGGCGUCUCGACCAGAAAGCUUCUCAACUUGAAGUAGAAUACACCAUGGGCCGCGAUCUCGCACCGGGUGCCAUCGAUGCUGUACUUGCUGCACUGCGCGACUGGGCUAGCACCACGGCUGCUGUGCUCCAGACGCUCGACGCGAAACUCACUGCCGUUGCAUCUCAAACAGCUUCUCGAAAAGCGGAUCUGGCAGCUCAUGACGAGGCUUUACAGAGCGUUUUGAAAGAGGUUGCGAAAGAGAAAGGAGGAAACCGGCGCGCUGGAGGCUCGGGCAGUGGGGGUAUGCCUUAUGAUCCCAUGGAGGUUGACGAGUCUGGUUCGGCAGCGGGAGUGAACAUGGGGGUGUUGAUGAACACUCUUCGCGGUCUUGAGGGACAAGAGAAUACAAGGGGGAAAGGUCGCAAGACUGCGCCUGAGGCGGCGAAACCUGUGCGUAAACGGAAUCGAUUCUAAUCUAGCCAUCAUCUGCAGUGUUGUACGAUAGCGUAUGAACCAUCAGGCUGUUUCCGGUGGUGGAUCACGCUCUCUCUCGUCCUUCACCUGCUCUUCUUCUCUCAGGAUUGCCCUCGCGUUCACCAAUGCCUUUCCCAGAAGAUUCAUGCCCCACUUCUUCUCGCCCUUGCCCGACAAGGCAUUUGCCUCACUGCAUCCAAUCCCCCAAAUCCUAUCUCGGGGACUCGCCUCAACGAGACAGGUGUCUCCGGUAGCAAACAGCUUCGCUCGAAGCUCUCCAUUCUGUCGGAAUUUGUGCACGGAUCCUUCUGUGACGAUUCUUUCCCUAUGCUUGACCCAGAUCACAUCGUCGAAGUUCUUGACUUGCCGACCGAGCUUUUUCACCGCUGAGAGCUCGCUCUUCGAUGUCCCUUUGAUGGCUCGGACCUUCUCGACGACGCUGAAAUCGGAGAAAAGAAGAGCCUUUUGCUGCAUCAUCCAGUGUUCGUUGGAUGGAAAGUGUAUCGUUUCUUCGUUCCCAUCGAUAUUGACUUGUGCCUCGAACGGGGCGGCGUACCACUGCGAGGCCCAACCACUAACAAAUCCACAGACCAUCAGAUCUGAACGGCCGUCGUUCAGCCUUGUCCAUGCUUACUUGACGUGGUCGGUCGACCAGAAGAAUGUGUAGCCUGAUGUUUCGGGCUCUGCUGUACGAAUCGCGGGCAUGCUUAAUGAAGGGAGUUGUCGGACUAUACAGAGUGGCUGUCUGCACUUUCCAAUCUUAAGUAGUCUUCAAGAUUAUGACAUUUGACACCACAUGACUCCGAUGUCAUGCGGCCACGCGCCGGGCGGUCUGUCGUUGCUGCCGCCAAUCAGUCAGUCAGUCAGUCGGAACUGGUUGCCUCAAGCAAUACAUCACACGACGUCUUGAAGAUUUCUUUAAAAUUCAUCUUCACCCAUUACCGGUGUUCAAAGUGAUUAGAGCUCGGCUGAUCGAGCGCGUUCGCGUUUGCGAGGAAUGCUAGAUUUCCUUGCGGCCUUGGUCCUCUCCUUUUCCCUUUCGGCCUGUGUAUGCUUCUUGACCUGUUCUGUGAGCGCACCGAGGUGGUGCUGCAGCUGCCCUAGCCGUUUCCGCUGAGCAGGUCUCGGUGCCGGUGUGUACUUCGGAAAGUCACUCGGAAUCAGCGGGAACAUUAUAGAGGGCGAGGAGGGCACAGUGGAAGACGAGGAUGAUGGAUGUGAAGGUGAAGAGAGCAGCAGAGAUGAAGGAGUCGACUCUUGGAAGCGAGCAUCAGCCUGCUUUUCGAAUCCCGCGUAUGGAAUUGAGGUGUGGUUGUGAUACCAUGUCUCGAAAGCAUUCUCGGGGUCGUUCCAAUUUGAUGGGUCCAGUAACGCCGUUUCGUCUUCUUCUUCGAGAUCCCUUUCAUCAUCUCCCAGCGGCUCCAAAUAAGCCAACCCGCGGGCGGAGAACACAUGCGGCAGAUUUCCUCGCCCUCGGCGGGGUGCGAUUGGAGAUGCGUUCACCGUGAUAUGAACUUGCAAUGUUUGCGAGUGAGACUGAGGACGCGUCAGCAUCCUUGUUGUAAGCAGAACUAUUUAGGUUACUCACAUAGACGAUGCCGCGGCU
Molecule: messenger RNA, 8052 nt
Organism: Mycena citricolor
Lineage: Eukaryota; Fungi; Basidiomycota; Agaricomycetes; Agaricales; Mycenaceae
Source: the annotation of a GenBank genome assembly